CACGUUCCAUUAUCUGAUGAACUGAAAAGGUGAGCCUUUAUUUUCCUUCUAUUUCUUUUUACCCUGCAUUACACCCACAUCAAUUAUCACGGUGAGAUGAUGAUAAAAUUUUUAACUCGUAGCCACUGGCUGUGAAGAUGAAAACGCAACAACAACACUCUAAUUUUUUGCUGACACCGUCUUGGCUCUCUUGCUAUUUGACAUUCAAUUCCUUGGUGAUCUUAAAGCUAACAACUCUGUCAAGUUCACAGGUUCAUUGUAGCCCGGUCGUCGUAAGAUUCAUGCGCUGGUCUAUUCCAUCGGAGAUAUCUGUCUUGGGAAUCGGAUUGCGUAGUGAUGCAAGAAGCGUAGUAAUUCAGGCUGUUGUUUUUGGUUAUGGAAGGGGGGAUGGCAUCACAAUCUUUACCAUGUCUCUGUUUUUUGAAUGAAACUCAAUCCACAACCCUCAUUUCACGUAUCCUUUUUUGCGAUGUAAAC
Aspergillus sclerotioniger CBS 115572 is the source of this 477-nucleotide messenger RNA. RefSeq lists its product as uncharacterized. The transcript has a single exon. NCBI's taxonomy places the organism in Eukaryota, Fungi, Ascomycota, Eurotiomycetes, Eurotiales, Aspergillaceae. The record is from RefSeq and is a predicted model, not a curated record. Bases 138 to 428 code for a protein of 96 amino acids.